AUGGAACCGGGACUUCUAGCGUGGAAAUUAGUAUCUAGUAUUAUGCUAGAAAAUGCUGCACAAUACUCGCCCAGAAUACUGCUCUGGUUAGUUAUUUUCCUUUUCCUCACACCGUGGCGUUGUUGUUUUGGAGAUAUCAUUUUUACUAUUCAAGAGGAAUUACCCAACGGUGAGUUGAUUGGAAAUCUAAAUAAAUAUUUGGGGAUCGGCGAUGGAAAAUAUACCAAUCGGGAACUCAGUGUGGUCUUUGCUGACAGUAAGCAAUAUUUAUUUAUAAAUCCGGAGAGUGGCAAUAUGUUUGUUAAUGAAAGAAUUGACAGAGAAAUGCUAUGCGGUGCCAAGUCGUUGUGUUAUAUUAUUCUACGGGUGGUUAUGAAAUAUCCUUUUCAGUUAUUCAACGUAAAAAUGGAAAUAUCAGACAUCAAUGAUAAUGCGCCCGUAUUUCCAGUUAAUGAUCUGCAUAUUAGUAUAAUGGAGUAUGUCCCCGUAGGGACGAUAUUCCCAAUUCAGAGCGCCAGUGAUCAGGAUGUGGGGUCUAAUGGGAUACAAAUUUACAGGCUUAGCAGCGAUGAUUAUUUUUCUUUGAAUAUGUACAAUUCGACUAAUGGUGGCCUAAUGGCACAGCUAGUCUUGAAUAAAAGUCUGGACAGAGAACAUAAGUCAUUGCACCAUCUUUUAGUGAUAGCAGUUGAUGGAGGUGAACCACAAAGGACCGGGACACUUCAAAUCGUCAUUAACGUCAUAGAUGCCAAUGACAAUUCUCCAACCUUUGAGAAACCUUUGUACACCGUCAGUUUGGCAGAAGACGCCACUAUAGGGACAUUAAUAAUUCAAUUGAAAGCUACAGAUCUGGACGUAGGAAUGAAUGGGGAAAUCUUGUAUUCAUUCAGUAGUCACACACCAAAGAAACUGCGAGAUAAAUUUGAUUUAAAUUCUUCCUCCGGUGAAAUUCGCCUUAAAAAUAAAAUAGACUUGGAGGAAACUGGGCCAUAUGAACUGCAUGUACAAGCUGCAGAUAAAGGUCCUUCCGCAAUGACUGGAUAUUGUAAAGUCCUGCUGGAAAUAAUAGAUGUAAAUAAUAACCUGCCUGAGAUUGCAAUAACUCCUGUUUCCAAUCAAAUCCUAGAAGACGCAGAUGCAGGAACUGUAGUGGCGCUGGUCAGUAUAACUGACAGAGACUUUGGAGUAAACGCUUUGGUAAAUUGCCAAAUAACUGAUAACAUUCCUUUUAAACUUAGAUCUGUUUCUGACUAUUAUACUUUGAUAACCGAUGGUCCUUUAGAUCGAGAAACCGUUGGUUCCUAUAAUAUCACUGUCACUGCCACUGAUGCCGGAUCACCCCCUCUUUCAACCGAAACAAAUAUUGUUGUCCAAAUCGCUGAUGUAAAUGACAAUUCACCACGUUUUUCACAAGGAUUAUACAAAGUGUACAUAAAUGAAAAUAAUUCAGUAGGGGAUUUCAUCUGUCAGGUCACCGCUUUGGAUCCAGAUCUGGACCAGAACAGUAUAAUUACUUAUAUCCUUUUAGAGACGGACAUCAACAGCUUGCCCAUUAUGAACUAUGUAUCAAUAAGCAACGACAAUGGAAAUGUAUAUGCUAGGUCUGUUUUUGAUUACGAGACACAGAAGAAUUUCGAGAUACUGAUUGAGGCUCGGGAUCAAGGCAAACCACCCCUAAGGAGCACUGCCACUGUGGAGGUGUCCAUUGUAGACCAGAAUGACAAUCCUCCCAUGUUCUUGUAUCCCCCCACAACAGAGGGGUAUAUACCAGUGGAAAUGGUUCCUCGUUCUGCAGAGGUAGGAUUCUUGGUGACCAAGGUCAUAACUGUGGAUGCGGACUCUGGCCAAAAUGCUUGGCUCUCAUAUCACUUACUCCACGCGAGUGAUACCAGUCUUGUUAGUGUAGACGGGCAGACUGGAGAAAUCAAAAUCUUACGCAACAUCAGGGUCACAGACCCCAACAAGCACAGACUUAUUAUUGAAGUAAGAGACAAUGGUGCACCCAAACGAUCUGCUUCUGUAACAAUUGGACUGUGGUUAUAUGACACUUUUCCACAAGUGUUGCCCGACUUUCAAGAUGCCGAGAUCUCUGACAACCCUAUUUCCAGCUUGAAUAUUUAUUUAAUAAUAACUGUAGUGUCUGUCUCCUUUCUUUUCGUUGGGUUUUUAAUGAUCAUUAUCUCCGUGAUGUGUUACAAACAGGACUAUGCCAACUACUGUCCGUGUUUCUCCAUUUGCUGUGAUUUACAAAUUGAACGCUAUAGAGUGAAGUCAGCUGCUCCACUGAAUUCUGCCUUACCAACUGACCUUCUGGAUAUUGCUGGUUCUGAAACACUUUCUCACAGUUAUCAAUAUAAGGCAUUUGUAGGAUUUGUUCCUCACGCAGGCACUAUGAUACCAGUAAAUUAUAGCACUGGAGACAGUGGAAAUAAUAUCGUAUCAGAAGGGCACUGUGUUCAGAUCACAUCUAUGGAAGGAAAUCCAACACAAGGGGGCACCGCGAGCAGCAGUAUUCCUUCAGAAUGCAAAAGUCUCAAAGAACUUCAACAAAGCAGCAGUGUACAUUACUUCCAAAAAUCUACAGUAAGGUCUCAAAGAACUUCAGACUCUGCAAGACACCAGUGUGAAAACAUUAUCCAGUUAACAGCAAUGUAUCAGAAAACUUCACCAUCUCCAAAACAGAUGACAGACUUUCAUGUUUCCAGUGUGACAUCACAGAUCCAAGAAAAUCAUUACAAGACAGAGUUUUAA
This is a messenger RNA of Protopterus annectens (West African lungfish), 2751 nucleotides long. Its product is annotated as protocadherin beta-13-like. Gene Ontology annotation, cellular component: plasma membrane. NCBI's taxonomy places the organism in Eukaryota, Metazoa, Chordata, Ceratodontiformes, Protopteridae. Gene Ontology annotation, biological process: homophilic cell-cell adhesion. Gene Ontology annotation, molecular function: calcium ion binding. Bases 1 to 2751 code for a protein of 916 amino acids. The record is from RefSeq and is a predicted model, not a curated record. The transcript has 2 exons.